Messenger RNA from Myripristis murdjan (pinecone soldierfish), 5395 nucleotides. It is a transcript of the gene pkn2a, whose product is annotated as protein kinase N2a. Lineage: Eukaryota; Metazoa; Chordata; Actinopteri; Holocentriformes; Holocentridae. Bases 395 to 3319 code for a protein of 974 amino acids. Gene Ontology annotation, molecular function: ATP binding; small GTPase binding; protein serine/threonine kinase activity. Gene Ontology annotation, biological process: protein phosphorylation; signal transduction. The transcript has 23 exons. The record is from RefSeq and is a predicted model, not a curated record.
AUCCAGAGUCCGGCUGGGUUGAGUGAGUGCAGAGCAGCAGAGCAGCAUAGCUCCUCUGGGCGGACGCUUCCACACUAAACCACCGCCUCUCUCUCCCCUCUCUCUCUCCCUCUCUCUGUGUGUGUGUCUCUCUCUCUGGGACAGAUUUAUGCCUCGGCUUUUUUUAUUUAUGAGUGCCAGUCAGCUCUCGGGACCCCUCAGGACGGUGUAAGAGCGCACGAGACGCCUCGAGAAGACAUGGGAAGCCCCGUGGUCCCGAGAUGACCGAUGCUUUGGUCAGAUAAUAAGCUCUUUUUUGUCGCCAGAGAGGGAAACUUAAAACAAGGCUUGUUUUUGGAGUUCCACCUCCCUCCUCUCUCUCUCCGUAGGAUUUGAUUCAAAGUCGAAAACCAAGAUGGCCGCCGAUUCCGUGCAGGGGGAUGCCAGGGGUCAGCUGGUGUCAGAGCGGCUGGGUCUGGGACACAACCUGGACCUGUCAGACACCAUGGUCCAACAGAAGCUGGACGAGAUCAAGGAGCAGAUCCGCCGUGAGAUUCGCAAGGAGCUGAAGAUCAAAGAGGGGGCAGAGAACCUGCGGAAGGUGACCACAGACAAGAAGAGCCUGGCUUAUGUCGACAACAUGUUGAAAAAAUCCAACAAGAAGGUUGAGGAGCUGCACCAGGAGCUGCAGGAGCUCAACGCCCACAUCGUGGUCAAAGACCCCGAGGAACUGCUAGAAUGCCCUCUGACCCCAGACACCCCCAACAGCGAGGCCAGAAUGUGCACCAGCAACAGCCGCCUGGCCGCCCUGAAGAAACAGAACGACAUCGAGCUCAAGGUCAAACAGGGCGCGGAGAACAUGAUCCAGAUGUACUCCAAUGGGUCCUCCAAGGAUCGUAAGCUGCUAGCAACGGCCCAGCAGAUGCUCCAGGACAGCAAGACAAAGAUCGAGUUCAUCAGGAUGCAGAUCCUGAAGGCCAGCCAGGCCAGCGAGCUGAGCUUCGAUAACAGUGAUGUGAUGGCCAAGCCCAUCAUCAGCCCGUUGGACCUGCGGGUGGAGGAGCUGUGUCACCACGCCAGGAUAGAGUCCGCCGUGGCCGAGGGAGCCAAGAACGUCAUGAGACUCCUGGGUUCUGGGAAAGUCACAGAAAAGAGGGCACAUUCAGAGGCUCAGGCCCGUUUUAACGAGUCCAGUCAAAAGCUCGACCUGCUGCGGUAUUCCUUGGAGCAGCGCCUCAGCGAGUUGCCCAAAAAUCACCCUCGCAGCAGUAGCAUCGUGGAGGAGCUUUCCCUCCUGUCCUCGCCAGCCCUCAGUCCCCGGUCCAGCAUCAUCUCCACACAGAACCAGUACAGCACCGUGACCAAGCCUGCCGCGCUCACAGGCACAUUAGACGUCAGGCUCAUGGGCUGUCAGGACCUUCUGGAAAAUGUCCCAGGACGCUCCAAAGCCGGCUCUGUUCCGCUGCCUGGCUGGAGCCCCAGCGAGACGCGGUCAUCCUUCAUUAGCCGAGCAAACCGAAACCGCGGGGCGAGCGCACGGAACCUGACGAAGAGCGAGGACCUCUCCAAUGAGAUCAGCGCGGUGUUGAAGCUGGACAACACAGUAGUCGGCCAGACAAGCUGGAGGCCGGUCAGCAACCAGGCCUGGGACCAGAAGUUUACAUUGGAGCUGGACCGGUCUCGUGAGCUGGAAAUCUCGGUGUACUGGCGUGACUGGCGUUCACUCUGUGCCGUCAAGUUCCUGCGCCUAGAGGACUUCCUGGACAACCAGCGUCAUGGGAUGUGUCUGUACCUAGAGCCACAAGGGAUGCUGUUUGCUGAGGUGACGUUUUUCAAUCCUGUCAUUGAGCGACGGCCGAAGCUACAAAGACAAAAGAAGAUUUUCUCAAAGCAGCAAGGUAAGACCUUCCUGCGGGCCCCACAGAUGAACAUCAACAUCGCCACCUGGGGCCGCCUGGUGAGAAGAGCCAUCCCGACAGUCAGCACCAACUCCUUCAGCCCACAGGCGGCUGAGACCGGACCCAGCAGCCUGCCUGGCUCACCCACACCCAGCAGCGACCCGUUGGUGACUAAGCUGGACUUUGACAAAGAGCCCAGCACGGGACCAAAGCACUACCCAGCACCCGACGACAUCAGAGAACCACUGGCACAGGAUAAGAUGCCAGACAAGGAAGAAGUACAGGACGCCCUGGCCUCGUUUGACUUCCUGAACAAGAGGAACAGCAUAGCGGUGAAGUCGGAGCUGGACGGAGUGGUGGAGCAGGACAUCCAGCCCCCAGACCUGGAGCUCACCGCCAUACAGAAAGACACAGAGAUAAGGGAAGAAGAGCAGUUCCACUUCAGUCUGCAAGACUUCAAAUGUGUGGCUGUCCUCGGACGUGGGCACUUUGGAAAGGUGUUGUUAGCAGAGUAUAAAAGCACAGGAGAGAUGUUUGCCAUCAAAGCUCUGAAGAAAGGAGACAUUGUGGCUCGUGACGAGGUAGACAGCCUGAUGUGUGAGAAGCGGAUCUUCGAGACAGUGAACAGCGUCCGCCACCCCUUCCUGGUCAACCUGUUUGCAUGUUUUCAGACCCAGGAGCAUGUGUGUUUCGUCAUGGAGUACGCAGCGGGAGGCGACCUGAUGAUGCACAUCCAUGCCGAUGUUUUCUCUGAACCCAGGGCCAUAUUUUAUGCAGCCUGUGUGGUAUUGGGAUUACAGUUUUUACAUGACCACAAGAUUGUGUACAGAGAUUUGAAGCUGGAUAACCUGCUCUUGGACACAGAGGGUUACGUGAAGAUUGCUGAUUUUGGGCUUUGCAAAGAAGGAAUGGGUUUCAGGGACCGCACCAGCACAUUCUGUGGGACGCCAGAGUUUUUGGCCCCUGAGGUUUUGACUGAAACGUCGUACACCCGUGCUGUGGACUGGUGGGGGCUGGGAGUCCUCAUCUUCGAGAUGCUGGUCGGGGAGUCUCCAUUCCCUGGUGAUGAUGAGGAGGAGGUGUUUGACAGCAUCGUCAACGAUGAGGUCCGCUACCCACGAUUCCUCUCGACUGAGGCCAUCUCCAUCAUGAGGAGGCUUUUAAGGAGGAGUCCGGAGCGACGCCUGGGGGCAGGAGAGAGGGACGCAGAGGAAGUCAAAAAGCAUCUAUUCUUCAGGAACAUGGAUUGGAAUGGACUGUUGGCCAAGAAGGUCAAGCCGCCGUUUGUGCCGACCAUCCAGGGCGCCAACGACGUCAGCAACUUCGACGAUGAAUUUACCUCAGAGGCGCCGAUCUUGACCCCGCCCAGGGAACCCCGAGUGCUGAGCUCUGAGGAGCAGAACAUGUUCUCUGACUUUGAUUACAUCGCUGACUGGUGUUAGCUCACCUGAUCCCAUAUAUACACUUACACACACACACACACACACACACACCCACACACUGUGAACCAACCAACACAGGGAUGACUGUAACUCGCAUUUUUCUAAACUCCCCUGUUCCCUGCCCAGAAACGAUGAGAGGGAGCAGCAGACUUUGUUCCUCAGGCCUUCAGGCGAGCUCUGUGCCAUUGAAAAGACAGUCCACAGCCCUUCCAAGGUCCCCACUUUUUUAAUCAACAUGAAGAACUUUUUUUUUUAACAAAAAGAGAAAAAAAAAUUGAAACUUUGUUCUUGGAGAAACUGAGUGAAAGAGGAGGGAUGCCGAGUCCCCCUGCACACGUUGUCGUCGUCGUGUCCGCUGUCUGACCACUGAGAAUGUUUUUCAUAUGAACCCCAAGGAGACGGCAACAUCAAUCAUGUUAUUCAGUGUCACUGUCUCAUCAUUUUUUGAUCUGUACAGAUUAUAUUCAUUCGUAUAUUUUAUUGUUUUGUCUUUUUUUUUUUUUUUUUUUUUUUUUUUUUUUCAAAGCCCUCAUCAUAGCUAAAGGACUUUUAUCUCACUGUAAGGUUGACAUGACUGCCAUGACCGCGUAUGAAAUCGUCUGUCCAUGAAUCUGAAGUGCUCAAAGCAUUACCAUCACUGAACCGGCACUACGCUAAACUACAACAAACAUCUUGACUACUACUGCUUCUUGACUUGAAAUCCAAGAGUUUUCACACUACCAGUCUUGUUGUCUGCGAUCCCAGUCUUUGUUCACACUCGUUUUUAUAAAAUGCCUGUCCAUCAUGUUGGAUGCAGUUUUCCAUUAUUAUUUUUUUUCUUUCCUUAACCCAUGUGAUGCUCUUUGCUGUAAAGCAUUGGUCCAUCCAGUGUUACAAGCUGCUUGAGGUAUAUUUUAACACUACCCCGCAUCUCGUCAUGAAGUCACUUUUGAAGGUUGUAUUCCAUAUUUGGAAGUUAUGUACUGGAAAAAAAAAAAACAGACCCUUUACUGAAUUGGUAACCUGAAGAGUUGUUGGCAAUUAGAAACACCUUGAGGAGAGAAUAUACACUAAGCUUCCACACAGUUUCUGCUCUCCUGGGCUCUCAAGUGGCUCCUGAGCUUGAGGUUGAUAUUCAGCUGAGCUCAGUCCUUGGUGUAAGGCGCUGCACACUGAUUGCACGUGGUAUUGCAGUUUAUUGAACUUUAUUGAACAAUAAAACCAAGCAGGGUGUUGUGCUCCUCUGGCAUGAAUUAAUUUCAGUUCCAUUUCAGUUCACUUUGUUGUUGUUGUUUUUUUGCAAUUCCUGAGUGGACAGCCAGUUCUGGUGGAACUGACGGCCUUUAAUCUCGAUACCUCAGUUAGAAGUUAAUGAAAGUGAAAACACUAAUUCUAAGUGGCUUGCACAGAUACAGCUAUACUACCAAAACCCAUUUAUCCAGUCUCUCUUGGAGGACCAGGUAAACUGCAAAUGAAAUAAAAAAAGAAAUCAGAUUGAUGGACUGACCAUGAACUCAAUGCCGGAUUAACCAAAAGUGUUUUAAUGCUGAGAUCUCCCUUGCUCCAUCGUGAGCCUGAGCUGGUUUUGGGAAACCAGGCCCGGCUCAGUGCCAGUUAGUGCGUACAAGGUCUGGGUCAGAGUGACAAUUAAAAUACAUUCUUGAAUUCUCCUGACUGGCACAACCGAACCAAUCAAUGUGUCCACAAUUAACUGACAAAUUGUGCCAACCUAGUGCUUUUUGCAGAAAUAUAUUCCCACGUAACCGAAUGUAUUUUAAUUUUAAUUUGACCCUGGCGUGCAGACCUGAUAUGAUCCGAUACUUAAGCUGAAAGCACUAAUUUUAUCAAUAGUUUUUAAUUAUCUAUGUUUAGCUUAAUGAUGAAAUAGAUUGUACAAAGUUUUUCUUAUUUCUCCCCAUUACUUAAAUGGCUGCUUGCGCAUGUUGUCAAGAAGAUAGGCAAGACCUUUAUUGAUGGUACACCAAUAUUGAGGUUACACAAAACUGUUGCUGUUCACCCUGGUGUAAAAAGAGGCAUUUUUGCAGUCAUUGUUUGUUGCCUAUCAUGAAUGCACAAAUUAAACAUUUUUAAUAGUGG